CAGUGACGAGGCAUCGCUGAAAUGAAUAAACUUGCCAUAGUCACACAACAUCCCAGUCAGGACUUCAAAUUUGGAAACCCAGUGUGAUUUUAUGGUGUGACGGAACAACAGGCAACUCUAAGUAUCAACUGUGUGGGGAAUGUUCUGGCAUAUAUAAAGGAUAGACCAGCACAACAAUCAAAAGGUCCGCACCUUGUUAUUUCAACUAGGAAACAUUUACAGACACCAUGGUUGCUCAUUGGGAUCAGAAAGGCGUUAUUCAGAAAGUGAAGGAGGAUUAUCAACCCAAAGAGGAUGUUCUCCAAGCUUCAUACGAUCGUCUUUUGACCGUUAUUAAGGAGAAGAUUGCUGAAAUCCAGCGUCAAGGACCCAAGUUUAUCCCUGAAUGUGACUUCACCGAUGUUGAGGCAAACAAUGGACAAGUGCCAGAGGAGGUCCUCCAGAGAGUCAAAGAUACUGGAUGCUUGAUUAUUCACAACGUCAUUCCUGAUGAAGAGGUCUUGCAGAGGAAGAAAGAAAUUGAAGACUACUGGUACGGUAACCAAGAACGACUAGGUGUUAAGGCCCGCGGAGUGAUGAACGCCCUGGGAUUGUUUAAGCUCAGAGAGCACCCCAACUUGGUCAAGUGUAUUGUUGCCGCCAACUCGUUGUGGCAUGACCCUAGUGGAGACGUAGAAUGGUGUCCCACCAAGCCCAUGGUCUACCUUGAUGGCUGCCGUAUCCGAAAUCCCGGCGAAGAAGGUGGCAUGCUUGCCCAUGUCGACAGUGGCGGCAUUGAGCGAUGGUGGCAUGACGAGUACAAGCAGUGCUAUAAGGCUGUGUGGGAAGGAAAGUGGGAGGAACUCGACUCAUAUGAUGUUAGUUACCGCACCACUUCCCCUCUUCCUACCAACAAAUUCUUCCGCGCCUUCCAGGGCUGGAUUGCCAUGAGCGAGGCUGGUCAAGACAAGGGUACCAUCCGAUUGUGUCCUAUGUUGAAGGAACAAACCGCUUACUAUCUUCUCAAGCAACUCUUGGAUAAGGAAUUGAAGCACUGGCCCACCGUUCACAGUAUGAGCUUGCGUAAUGAACUGUUCCCUCUCAUCAACGAUGCCUUGGUCACCAUUCCUGACGUUCAACCCGGUGACUAUGUGCUCUGGCAUUGCGACUUGGGCCAUAGCGUUGAGUAUACCCACAAUGGAGAAAAGGAUUCUUCUGUUGCCUACAUUGGCGCCUCACCCAUGUGCCCAAUGAACGCCGAAUACCUUGUUCGUCAACACGAGACCUUCUUGAAGGGAGGAAAAGGUCCUGACUUUGUCGACCGUGACGGUGAUGGUGGCCCUGAAGCUGACUUCACUGAAAGUCGCCCUGCCAUCGAUGACUUGAGCGAUAUCGGCAAGAAGAUGAUGGGUUUCUUGCCAUAUGAAGUCAACGAAGACGAUGACGAGAAGACUCGUGAAGUCACCUUGAAGUGUAACAAGAUUCUUGGCUUCUAAGUAGCAGCUUCAGAUGAGAAGCAAUUGUACAGAUCUUUCACAUAGCUAUCGAAAACUCCAUUUAAGAAAACAAUAUAUUCUACCUUCAUCCCAUAAUGCCUGCUUAUCACGUUACU
Umbelopsis ramanniana AG is the source of this 1591-nucleotide messenger RNA. RefSeq lists its product as uncharacterized. The record is from RefSeq and is a predicted model, not a curated record. Lineage: Eukaryota; Fungi; Mucoromycota; Umbelopsidomycetes; Umbelopsidales; Umbelopsidaceae. Bases 228 to 1475 code for a protein of 415 amino acids. The transcript has 3 exons.